AGAGUCAGACACAACUGAGCGACUGAGCACAGCACAGGGAACCCCACUCAGUGGUCUGUGAUAGCCUAGAGGAGAAGAGAAUCUGAAAAAGGAUGAAUAUAGUUUAAAAAUAAUUGAAUCACUUAGUUGUACACCUAAAAUAAAGCAGGAUUAUAAAUCAAAUAUACUUCAAUAAAAAUUUUUUUUUAAAGGAAGCACAGAUCACUCUCUUGAAACCACAUUGGGUCAUAUGUGUUAUAUGCUAACAUAUAACAUAUCCCAGGGUGAGGGCUGGGACUGCGGAUCUAGGCAGCCAAGGGUGUCUGGGUCACUCUGACUCUGGUCCUGUGUGGAGUCAUCCAGGCUGUCACCCUUCUCUGGACACCCUCUGGAGCCACCCACUCAGAGCACAGGUCUUCUCCCCUGGGCCACUUUCCCACCACACUACCCCUCACUGUCCCAUCAAUGUGAGAGGCAUGGAGCUGUCUGGCAGGACAUCUCUGGAGCUGCACCUGGGUACUCUCUCUGCUGUGCAGGAAUCUGGAUUUAGAUUCACAAGUGAGGCCAUAAACUACUUGAUUAAUUUAUGUUAUAUCUUUAUCUUCAGGCCCAUGAGGAGGGCAGGGCCCUCCACAGUCCCUGAGAGGAAGACAUGGAGGGCUCAUUUCCUUUCUCUGCCUCCUAUCUACUCUUCCUGCUGCACUGAUACUCAUUUCUGGAAGACUGUAGCUAUCAUGGAUUGUAAAUCAUGGGGGAGCGUUAGGAUUGCCUGGGGUUCUCUUCUUCCUGUAACCCGGGCCGAUUUAAUGUUAUGAUUCAGGCUUGUUUCCCAAGGGCACUGGCAACUCCCCCGGUUAGCUGACGUCUCUCUGGGGUCGGGAACCAGGGGAGCCCGACCUCGGCGGCCUUUGAUCUCUAGGCGCCCAGAGAUUGGCUUCCAUGGGAAUCUGCUGAGAGAGAGACAAGAGUAGACCCUGCUCAGCCUGCCGGGGGCUGAGUCAGGCGCUGGGCUGGGGGCGGGGCCGAGAAGAGGGGCCGGUGCUUCCGGGCCCCGCGGAUUCAGAAGUUAAAGCCCACCUGUGCUGGAGCUCUGCACUCUGAGCGUCAUAACCUGCACCAUGCCCAUGAUUCUGGGUUACUGGGACAUCCGCGGGCUGGCCCAUGCCAUCCGCCUUCUCCUGGAGUACACAGACACAAACUAUGAGGAGAGACAGUACUCGAUGGGAGAUGCUCCUGACUAUGACAGAAGCCAGUGGCUGAAUGAAAAAUUCAAGCUGGGCCUGGACUUCCCCAAUCUGCCGUACUUAAUCGAUGGGACUCACAAGCUCACCCAGAGCAACGCCAUCCUUCGGUACAUCGCUCGCAAGCACAACAUGUGUGGGGAGACAGAGGAGGAGAUGAUUCGUGUGGACAUUUUGGAGAACCAGGUUAUGGAUGUCCGCUUUGCUAUGAUCAGGAUCUGCUAUAGCCCUGACUUUGAGGAACUGAAGCCCGGUUUCUUGAAGGAGAUCCCUGAAAAGAUCAAGCUGUUCUCAGAGUUUCUGGGGAAGAGGCCUUGGUUUGCAGGGGACAAGCUCACCUAUGUGGAUUUCCUGGUUUACGACGUCCUUGACAUGCACCGCAAAUUUGAGCCCAAGUGCCUGGACGCAUUCCCAAACCUGAGAGACUUCAUUUCUCGUUUUGAGGGCCUGAAGAAGAUCUCUGCCUACAUGAAGUCCAGCCGCUUCCUCCCAGGCCCUCAGUUCCUGAAGCUUGCCGUGUGGGGCAACAAGUAGUGCCCGCAACCAGGAGAUGGGCAUGAGGAGCCAGUGCCUUGGAGACCAAGUGGACCUUCCUGCCCGCGGAACCAUCUGUCUUUUUCUUUCUCCUUCUGUUCACUCUAGAUGGCUUCUUGGCCCCCUUAUCGCCCUCCCAUCCCCCCUUUCCAUCCAUCCUUUAAUUCAGUUUCCCACUUUUUUUUCAUUUUUUUUUUUUAAGCAAAGGUCCUUCCCCACCCCACAUUAUCCCUCCUGCACUAAAGCCAUGUAGACUAACCUUCCCUUCCAUGGUUGCUUCUGCAUUGAGGAGCCCAGUCAGGUCCCUGGCCCAUGGAGCUGUGUUCUGAGCUCCCAGCAUUGCCCUGAAGACCAGCACUGGCCUGGUGUGAAGUCCGUGCUUCCCAGUGUGGUUCCUGCCCAGCCAGUCUGAUCCCCAGUAAAGGCUUAUCACACCUGC
Molecule: messenger RNA, 2193 nt
Organism: Capra hircus (goat)
Lineage: Eukaryota; Metazoa; Chordata; Mammalia; Artiodactyla; Bovidae
Product: glutathione S-transferase Mu 1
Exons: 8
Coding region: 1098-1754 (218 amino acids)
Biological process (GO): glutathione metabolic process
Molecular function (GO): glutathione transferase activity
Source: RefSeq, a predicted model, not a curated record